Molecule: messenger RNA, 3917 nt
Organism: Choloepus didactylus (southern two-toed sloth)
Lineage: Eukaryota; Metazoa; Chordata; Mammalia; Pilosa; Megalonychidae
Gene: RHBDF2
Product: rhomboid 5 homolog 2
Exons: 21
Coding region: 411-2978 (855 amino acids)
Biological process (GO): regulation of protein secretion; regulation of epidermal growth factor receptor signaling pathway
Cellular component (GO): endoplasmic reticulum membrane
Molecular function (GO): serine-type endopeptidase activity
Source: RefSeq, a predicted model, not a curated record
CCCUGGGCCGCCUGCGCGCAGGUAGGGAAGAGGCGGAGCGCGGCGCCGACCGGGAGGAGCUGCCUGCCCAGGCGCUCGGUAGCGUUGCUCCGAGCUGCGUCCGGGGGACGAGGGGCCGCAGGGAGGCUGUGAGUGACAGGGAGGCUGCCCUGCUUGACCUGGAGCCCAGCUAUCCGUCCUGCCAUCCAUCUGUCCAUCCAUCCCUCUGCAGAGCUGAGGCCUGACCCCAGAGUAUCUGUGCCGAGUGAGGAAAGGACUAAAACAUACUCUAAAGACGCCCACCACGAGACUGAGGAAGCUGCAAUUUGAGCCCAGACUCUGAAGGUGCAGGGAGACAUCUGGAAGGUUCUACACACUGAACUGUCUUCUCUAGAGAGUGGGGUUACAGCCCUCCUCCCUUCCCACCCACCAUGGCCUCGGCUGACAAGAAUGGCGGGAGCGUGUCCUCAGUGUCCAGCAGCCGCCUGCAGAGCCGGAAGCCGCCCAACCUGUCCAUCACCAUCCCACCGCCCGAGACCCAGGCCCCCGGUGAGCAGGACAGCAUGCUGCCCCAGAGGCCCAACAACCCGGCCUACAUGAAGAGCGUCAGCCUCCAGGAGCCGCGGGGACGAUGGCAGGAGAACAGCUCCGAGAGGCCCCCCAGCUUCCGCCGCCAGGCCUCCCUGUCCCAGAACAUCCGCAAGUGGGGAAAGUGCGGCCCAGGAGGAUGUGAACUUGGCAGAAAGUCAGUGUGGAGGCCGAGAGGGGUCAGGUUCAGGGGCCUGGGGGGCACGGCCCAGUGGUUUGGGGUCAGCAGCGACUGGGAAGGGAAGCGCCAGAACUGGCAACGCAAGAGCCUGCACCACUGCAGCGUGCGCUACGGCAAGCUGAAGUCCUCGUGCCAGCGGGACCUGGAGCUGCCCAGCCAGGAGGUGCCUUCCUUCCAGGGCACCGAGUCCCCAAAACCUUGCAAGAUGCCCAAGAUUGUGGAUCCGCUGGCCCGGGGCCGGGCCUUCCGCCACCCUGACGAGGUGGACCGGCCUCACGCCCCGCACCCCCCGCUGACGCCAGGGGUCCUGUCACUCACCUCCUUCACCAGCGUCCGCUCUGGCUAUUCCCACCUGCCCCGCCGCAAGAGGAUGUCCGUAGCCCACAUGAGUUUCCAGGCUGCUGCCGCCCUCCUCAAGGGACGCUCGGUGCUGGAUGCCACCGGUCAGCGGCACCGCGUAAUCAAACGCAGCUUUGCCUACCCCAGCUUCCUGGAAGAGGAUGCGGUUGAUGGGGCAGACACAUUUGACUCCUCGUUUUUUAGUAAGGAAGAAAUGAGCUCUAUGCCUGAUGACGUGUUUGAAUCCCCCCCACUCUCUGCCAGCUAUCUCCGUGGGGUCCCACACUUGGCCUCCCCGGUCUCCCCCGAUGGGGUGCAAAUCCCACUGAAGGAGUAUGGCCGAGCCCCGGUCCCCACCGCCAAGCGCGGCAAGCGCAUCGCCUCCAAGGUGAAGCACUUCGCCUUCGACCGGAAGAAGCGACACUAUGGCCUGGGCGUGGUGGGCAACUGGCUGAACCGCAGCUACCGCCGCAGCAUCAGCAGCACCGUGCAGCGGCAGCUGGAGGCCUUCGACAGCCACCGACCCUACUUCACCUACUGGCUGACCUCCGUCCACAUCAUCGUCACGCUGCUGGUGAUCUGCACAUACGGCAUUGCACCUGUGGGCUUUGCCCAGCACGUCACCACCCAGCUGGUGCUGAGAAACAAAGGUGUGUACGAGAGCGUGAAGUACAUCCAGCAGGAGAACUUCUGGAUCGGCCCCAGCUCGAUCGACCUGAUCCACCUGGGGGCCAAAUUCUCCCCCUGCAUCCGGAAGGACCAGCAGAUCGAGCAGCUAGUGCUGCGGGAGCGGGACCUGGAGCGGGACUCAGGCUGCUGCGUCCAGAAUGACCACUCGGGCUGCAUCCAGACGCAGCGGAAGGACUGCUCGGAGACUUUGGCCACUUUUGUCAAGUGGCAAGAUGACACCGGGCCCCCCAUGGACAAGUCCGAUAUGGGCCAGAAGCGGACCUCGGGGGCCGUGUGCCACCAGGACCCCAGGACAUGCGAGGAGCCAGCCUCCAGCGGAGCCCACAUCUGGCCUGACGACAUCACCAAGUGGCCGAUCUGCACAGAGCAGGCCAGGAGCAACCACACGGGCUUCCUGCACAUGGACUGCCAGGUCAAGGGCCGCCCCUGCUGCAUCGGCACCAAGGGCAGCUGCGAGAUCACCACCCGGGAGUACUGCGAGUUCAUGCAAGGCUAUUUCCAUGAAGAGGCAACGCUCUGCUCCCAGGUGCACUGCUUGGACAACGUGUGUGGGCUCCUGCCGUUCCUCAACCCCGAGGUCCCCGACCAGUUCUACAGGCUGUGGCUGUCCCUGUUCCUACAUGCUGGCGUGGUGCAUUGCUUCGUGUCCGUGGUCUUCCAAAUGACCAUCCUGCGGGACCUGGAGAAGCUGGCCGGCUGGCACCGCAUCGCCAUCAUCUUCAUCCUCAGUGGCAUUACGGGCAACCUCGCCAGCGCCAUCUUCCUCCCGUACCGGGCUGAGGUGGGCCCAGCUGGAUCGCAGUUCGGCCUCCUGGCCUGCCUCUUCGUCGAGCUCUUCCAAAGCUGGCAGCUGCUGGAGCGGCCCUGGAAGGCCUUCCGGAACCUCUCGGCCAUCGUGCUCUUCCUGUUCGUGUGUGGUCUCCUGCCCUGGAUUGACAACAUCGCCCACAUCUUCGGCUUCCUCAGCGGCCUGCUACUGGCCUUUGCCUUCCUGCCCUACAUCACCUUCGGCACCAGCGACGCCUAUCGCAAGCGCGCCCUCAUCAUCAUCUCACUGCUGGUCUUCGCCGGACUCUUCGCCUCCCUCGUCAUCUGGCUCUACGUCUGCCCCAUCCACUGGCCCUGGAUCGAGUACCUCACCUGCCUCCCCUUCACCAGCCGCUUCUGCGAGAAGUACGAGCUGGACCAGGUGCUGCACUGACCGCUGGGCCGGGUCCAGCUGCUGCCCCGGAGCAGGGACGGGGGGCUGUGCUUGCCAAGCCCCCUUCCCCAGAGACGAUGGGGCCAUGCCUGCCAAGCCCCCUCCACCAGCAGGAUGACAUGACUGUGCCUGCCGAGCCCCCCGCCCCUCUGUCCUCACCCGAAGAUCCGUGGACUGGGGCUCAGCCCUGGGCCCAGCUGCUCCUCCUGCCUGGGAAGCUGACUGCGUGCGAUGCCCCAUAAGGGCAUGUUUCUUGGGAGCAGAAGUCCCCCACCUCCGGCCUUUGUGCCCUGGUCCAAGCUGGGGGACCCCCAGAGCCCUGGUUCUCAACAGCUCAGGUCACAGCCCCCCACCCCCCUUUCCAAACCCCUGCUUUAGGGCCCAUCUCCGGGGGGGGGUUCUUUUCUCCCAGGGUCCUCAGGCUGCUGCUGUUCUCCCUCCCCCACCUCCACCACUGCCUUCUCUCCUGCUGACACUGUGAACGUGCCACCCUGCCAAGGCCACUUCAGGGUGGAGGGGCACCAUCUGGGGACCCGGGUCCACCCCCACCACGGGCCUCACCAGGGGCCCCUUCCCAUUUUCCCAGGGAGCCCACACCCCAGGUACAUUGUGGCCUCGAGCCCUGAGGUGUCUCUGCAGGACAACACGGGAAAGGCUCAGCCUCGGUCUGGGCACAGAGAACCAGUGAGCUGUCCAGGCUGGGGCGCCAGGAGCCUUUGCUUGUUUUCAGCAAAUGGGAAGGGGCUUCUGGUCCCCUUCCCCGGCUGCCCUGUGGCCCCACCACCCGCUACCUCACUCGUCACCCAUGUCGGGGUGGAGGCUGGACCCCACCCAGGACCCACUCCCAGGGGUGCACAAGGCUCAUCAGGCCCAUUUUUUUACCAGUGUAUAUUAUGGUCAUGAUUUUUAAAAGUAAUACUAACUGUACGGAUGACGCUA